This is a messenger RNA of Daldinia vernicosa, 1240 nucleotides long. RefSeq names its product tyrosine phosphatase family-domain-containing protein. The transcript is spliced from 3 exons. NCBI's taxonomy places the organism in Eukaryota, Fungi, Ascomycota, Sordariomycetes, Xylariales, Hypoxylaceae. The record is from RefSeq and is a predicted model, not a curated record. Gene Ontology annotation, molecular function: phosphoprotein phosphatase activity. The coding region runs from base 208 to 1092 and encodes 294 amino acids. Gene Ontology annotation, biological process: dephosphorylation.
AUGUGGCGUCUCAUCCCUAGAUCCGUCCCUUUUUAUGUAUGAAAAUCAUUGCUCCGGAUCUCCUCUGACAGCUUACGUCCUCACUUUAUUGUACACAUCUCAGGCCAGCCUCACGCGGAGGAAGAAACUAACCCAAAAGGCACCUUUUCCCAAGGUCCCCUAGUCAACCUCGUACAAAAGGGAAGAGGAAAAAAAAGAAAAAGGAAAAUGGCGGAAACCGAACUUCCUAGUCCGCCAUUUGUGCCAAUUUCUGGUCUACCCAAUUUCCGCGACGUUGGAGGUUACCCAGUGGGUGACUCCAAGGUCGUGCGCCGCGGCUUGGUCUUCCGCUCCUCGGAGCCGUCCAAGGUCACCGACGACGGUGUGUCGAAGCUGCAGGACCUAGGUAUUGCGAAGGUAUUUGACCUGCGCUCGGCGGUGGAGAUCGAGAAAGGCUUGCGCGACGGCUACGGCUGGAAGAUUAAAGAAUGGGACGGUGCGAGCCGCCAUUUCGUUCCCGUCUUCCUAGAUCAGGACUACUCUCCCGAAGCAUUAGCUCUUAGGUACAAGAACUAUGCUUCAGAACAUGCAGAGGGUUUUAUAGCGGCAUACCACGAUAUACUUGUUGCGGGGGCUUCGCCGAGUAACAGUUACGCGCCGUUCAAGACGAUACUAGAGCAUCUAGCCUCACCUACAUCCUCCCCGCCGGCGCCCUGCCUCAUCCAUUGCACAGCCGGUAAAGAUCGCACCGGAGUGAUCUGCGGGCUGAUCUUGAGCUUAUGCGGUGUACCCGAUGAGGUCGUAGCGCAUGAGUACAGCUUGACGGACCUGGGGCUCAAGUCGCGUCACGAGGAGCUCAUUGCGCAUCUGAUGAGCAACCCGACGCUACGGGAACACCCAGUAGCUGCUAGGAGGAUGAUUUCAUCCCAGAAAGAGGCCAUGCUGGGAACAUUGGCUAAGAUCCGCAAUACCUAUGGAUCAGUCGAAAAGUGUGUCGUUGACCUGGGACUACUAUCACCUGACGGGGUUAGGCAGCUACAAAGCAACCUGAUCGUCGACGUGGACGAGAAAGGAGUGCUGCCAUGGCAGGACCAUGCCAAACUAUUGUUGUAAAUCGGUGGGUAUAUGCAAGUCUUGAGUAAUAUGUAUACAGAAAGCUGGAUGCCGAAUUUGGCCUGCUCCUUAUAGAUAGACAUCAUUCAUGGACCCUCAAGACGUCCAACUCGCUCCAUGCGUCUUUCGACUUAGAUAUUCAUACAUU